Messenger RNA from Ananas comosus (pineapple), 1555 nucleotides. RefSeq names its product E3 ubiquitin-protein ligase RNF25. Bases 182 to 1258 code for a protein of 358 amino acids. The record is from RefSeq and is a predicted model, not a curated record. The transcript has 7 exons. Gene Ontology annotation, biological process: protein ubiquitination. NCBI's taxonomy places the organism in Eukaryota, Viridiplantae, Streptophyta, Magnoliopsida, Poales, Bromeliaceae. Gene Ontology annotation, molecular function: ubiquitin protein ligase activity; protein binding. Gene Ontology annotation, cellular component: nucleus.
CGCAUUCAUAUAUAGAGCUUGUAUAUUCGUGUGUCACAGACGCGCAGAGGGGAGAGCGCUUGGCUCGCCGCUUCUAGAACCCUCGGCUCCUCUUCUCCAUUGUCUUUCAACCUCUCGCCCCCCUCUCUUCUUCCUCCAUCCCCACGUUGUGCUAUCGAUCGAUCCAUCGAUCGAUCGAAUCAUGGCGGAGGAGGAUGAGAUUCGCCUAGAGGUGGAGGCGGCCAUGGCCGUCUACGGCGACGAUUGCCGCGUGAUCCGAGAGUUCCCCCCUCACAUCGCCAUCCGCAUUCGACCCCGCACCGCCGACGAUUCCUCGCAGCAGUUUGUCGAAGCAGUUCUUGCAAUUAAAUCUUCUAGGGAGUAUCCAAAUGAAGCUCCUCAUGUUUAUGCUAUCGAAACAAAAGGCCUUGAUGAGAAUCGAAAGACAUAUUUAAUCACAAGCGUGCAGCAAAAGGCACAGGAGCUGUCCUCAUGCCCGAUGCUUGUAGCUUUGUGUGAGGAAGCUGUGGAGAUCCUAUCCAGUAUGAACCAUCCUGAUGGAGAUUGCCCAUUGUGUCUUUAUCCUUUGGUCAGAGAAGAAAAAAAUGCUUCAGCUUUGCCUUUCAUGAAGCUGAUGUCCUGCUUUCACUGCUUUCACUGUGAAUGCUUUUUUAGGUGGUGGAGAUGGCUCCAAGCGCAAAGUGGCACCAACCAAGCUGAAGAGCCUACUGUUACUGCGGGAAACCAGAGAGAUAUGCAUGAGGUUGUAAAUCAGCACCAGGGAAAUUGCCCAGUUUGUCGUAAGGUGUUUGAUGAGAAGGAUUUGGAGCAUGUUCUUGGUUAUUUGGAGACAUAUUCUUUUCAGUCGGGUUCUGCAGUAUCAGACAGGGACGAAAAGGAAAAGGCAUUGCUCCAAUCUGAGUCGGAGAAUCACAGGAGACAGCAAUUUGAGGCCCUCAUAAAGCUUCAGCAAGAAAGAAAUGGCCUUAUUGAACCUAAAAAGGAUCUGCUCAUAUUGCCUGGAAUGUUUCUUCCUGCUACUUCUGUUCCACCCACCACAUCAACAGAAGUUGGCUGCAGCGAGCAAUCUGAUGUUAACUCGUGCAGUUCGACCAUGGAAACGGAUUCAAACUCUUCACAAAUUAAAGCCACAACAAACAAUCGGACAAACUUAAGCAGUAGGAGGAGACAUAAAGGCCAUGGUUCGAGAAAGCAACAACAUGCGCAUUCUGUGAAAAGACAAUGGAUUCGUAAAGAAGAGGACGGUUCAGAGCAAUAGUGAAGAGACACUUGAGCUGAUCAAUUCUAUUAGCUAUCAUUUUGAAAAAAAAAAAAAAAAUGCAGCAGUUGUCCUUUUUUUCUUUCCCCCCUACUUUUCUUUUUCCUUUUUUUCCUCCCCUUCACUAGAUGUAAUCUGUCUAUGUUGCGGUAAAACUUGUAAUUCUUGUAGUGCAUAUAAUAGUUUUAUCUUGUGCUUUGAUGGCAAUUUGAGUUGCCAAAUUAAAUUAGCUGAGAAUUGCUGUAGUGUGUGACUAUAAUCGGUACUUAAUGAUGGUAUAUAGCAUUCUUUUUGCCA